Ilex paraguariensis (yerba mate) is the source of this 3537-nucleotide messenger RNA. NCBI's taxonomy places the organism in Eukaryota, Viridiplantae, Streptophyta, Magnoliopsida, Aquifoliales, Aquifoliaceae. The record is from the annotation of a GenBank genome assembly.
AUGAUAUCAAGUGCCAAUAGCUUGGUUUGGAUGGAGGGUAAAGAAGAUGAAGAAACAGCUUCAUGGACUCGAAAUACCACCAGUACUAUUGCCAACAACAGCAAUGGCGGUGUGGAGAACAGAGGCGAAGUGGGUACGCUCACAACAUUCAAAUCAAUGCUUGAAGUCGAAGACGAUGGCUGGUAUGUGAACACAAACAACCUCCAAAACCAACACGACGUCAGAAACCUCACUUUCUCGCCAAACUUCACAGAAGCUGAGGCUAAUCUGUUGUUACAACCAAUGGACUCGUCUUCUUCAUGUUCACUAUCAUCGGUUUCAGUGUUCAACAAUUUCGACCCAUCUCAGGUACACUGUUUUUUGCCUCCAAAACCAACCGUGCCUUCGUCGGUUCUAAAUGCUAUAGAAAAUAGCUUCGAUUUGGGUAGUGAAACUGCGUUUCUGGAGACCCAAGCUUUAAGUUCUUUGAAUAGAGGAAGUCGGCUUUUGACUGGUUUCAGGGAUUUGAGCUCAAAAUCUCAGAUUGGUAAUCCUAAUUUGUGCUUAGAUCCUCAUUUGCCAACUACCCAUUUGCUUCAAUCGCCCGAAAACAGUGGUACAGUCACUGCUGGUUUUGGUUUAUCAGGUUUCAUGGGUAUUGACGAGGGUUCUGGGAGUUCUUUGUUUUUAAAUAGGUCCACGUUAUUGAAACCACUGGAAAAUUUUGCUUCAAUUGGAGCACAGCCUACUCUGUUCCAGAAGAGAGCUGCUCUUAGGAAAAAAUUCCUCAAAAACCCAGCGGAGGAAACCCAAGGAAAUAUGAUAUCAAGUGCCAAUAGCUUGGUUUGGAUGGACGGUAAAGAAGAUGAAGAAACAGCUUCAUGGACUCGAAAUACCACCAGUACUAUUGCCAACAACAGCAAUGGCGGUGUGGAGAACAGAGGCGAAGUGGGUACGCUCACAACAUUCAAAUCAAUGCUUGAAGUCGAAGACGAUGGCUGGUAUGUGAACACAAACAACCUCCAAAACCAACACGACGUCAGAAACCUCACUUUCUCGCCAAACUUCACAGAAGCUGAGGCUAAUCUGUUGUUACAACCAAUGGACUCGUCUUCUUCAUGUUCACUAUCAUCGGUUUCAGUGUUCAACAAUUUCGACCCAUCUCAGGUACACUGUUUUUUGCCUCCAAAACCAACCGUGCCUUCGUCGGUUCUAAAUGCUAUAGAAAAUAGCUUCGAUUUGGGUAGUGAAACUGCGUUUCUGGAGACCCAAGCUUUAAGUUCUUUGAAUAGAGGAAGUCGGCUUUUGACUGGUUUCAGGGAUUUGAGCUCAAAAUCUCAGAUUGGUAAUCCUAAUUUGUGCUUAGAUCCUCAUUUGCCAACUACCCAUUUGCUUCAAUCGCCCGAAAACAGUGGUACAGUCACUGCUGGUUUUGGUUUAUCAGGUUUCAUGGGUAUUGACGAGGGUUCUGGGAGUUCUUUGUUUUUAAAUAGGUCCACGUUAUUGAAACCACUGGAAAAUUUUGCUUCAAUUGGAGCACAGCCUACUCUGUUCCAGAAGAGACCUGCUCUUAGGAAAGUUCUGGGUGAUAAUGGUAGCGAUUUGGAGAUUUUAGGCAUUGAAAAUUGUCGGGGUUCGACAAAUGUUGAAUGUUUUGGUAAGAAGACGGAAGUGAGUGAAGUGAAUGAGAGGAAAAGGAAGAAUGACAGUGGGAAUGAUGUUGAAGAUGUGAAUAUUGAUGGUUUUGGUUUGAAUCAUGACUCUGAUGAAUUUAUGGAGAUCACCAAGGUGGAGGAGAGUGCUAAAAAUUGUGGGAAUAGCUCAAAUGCGAAUAGUACGGUCACUGGUGGGGAUCACAAAGUGAAGAAGAAGGGGCUUCCAGCUAAGAAUUUGAUGGUUGAACGCCGCCGCCGGAAGAAGCUCAAUGAUAGGCUUUACAUGCUGAGGUCNAACCCAGCGGAGGAAACCCAAGGAAAUAUGAUAUCAAGUGCCAAUAGCUUGGUUUGGAUGGAGGGUAAAGAAGAUGAAGAAACAGCUUCAUGGACUCGAAAUACCACCAGUACUAUUGCCAACAACAGCAAUGGCGGUGUGGAGAACAGAGGCGAAGUGGGUACGCUCACAACAUUCAAAUCAAUGCUUGAAGUCGAAGACGAUGGCUGGUAUGUGAACACAAACAACCUCCAAAACCAACACGACGUCAGAAACCUCACUUUCUCGCCAAACUUCACAGAAGCUGAGGCUAAUCUGUUGUUACAACCAAUGGACUCGUCUUCUUCAUGUUCACUAUCAUCGGUUUCAGUGUUCAACAAUUUCGACCCAUCUCAGGUACACUGUUUUUUGCCUCCAAAACCAACCGUGCCUUCGUCGGUUCUAAAUGCUAUAGAAAAUAGCUUCGAUUUGGGUAGUGAAACUGCGUUUCUGGAGACCCAAGCUUUAAGUUCUUUGAAUAGAGGAAGUGGGCUUUUGACUGGUUUCAGGGAUUUGAGCUCAAAAUCUCAGAUUGGUAAUCCUAAUUUGUGCUUAGAUCCUCAUUUGCCAACUACCCAUUUGCUUCAAUCGCCCGAAAACAGUGGUACAGUCACUGCUGGUUUUGGUUUAUCAGGUUUCAUGGGUAUUGACGAGGGUUCUGGGAGUUCUUUGUUUUUAAAUAGGUCCACGUUAUUGAAACCACUGGAAAAUUUUGCUUCAAUUGGAGCACAGCCUACUCUGUUCCAGAAGAGACCUGCUCUUAGGAAAGUUCUGGGUGAUAAUGGUAGCGAUUUGGAGAUUUUAGGCAUUGAAAAUUGUCGGGGUUCGACAAAUGUUGAAUGUUUUGGUAAGAAGACGGAAGUGAGUGAAGUGAAUGAGAGGAAAAGGAAGAAUGACAGUGGGAAUGAUGUUGAAGAUGUGAAUAUUGAUGGUUUUGGUUUGAAUCAUGACUCUGAUGAAUUUAUGGAGAUCACCAAGGUGGAGGAGAGUGCUAAAAAUUGUGGGAAUAGCUCAAAUGCGAAUAGUACGGUCACUGGUGGGGAUCACAAAGUGAAGAAGAAGGGGCUUCCAGCUAAGAAUUUGAUGGUUGAACGCCGCCGCCGGAAGAAGCUCAAUGAUAGGCUUUACAUGCUGAGGUCUGUCGUCCCAAAGAUUAGCAAGAUGGACAGGGCUUCCAUUCUUGGGGAUGCCAUUGAGUACUUGGAAGAACUUCUGCAGAAGAUCAAUGAUCUUCAAAAUGAACUGGAGUCAACCCCUCCUAGUUCUUCAUUGGUGCCUACCACAAGCUUUUAUCCUUUAACACCCACCCCACCUACCCUGCCCUCCUGCAUUAAGGAAGAACUUUGUCCAAGCUUGUUGCCAAGCCCCACUGGACAGUCUGCAAAUGUUGAAGUAAGUGUAAGAAAAGGAAGAGCUGUAAAUAUCCACAUGUUCUGUGGCUGCAGACCAGGGCUCCUGCUGUCAAUAAUGAGGACUCUGGAUAACCUUGGGCUAGACAUCCAACAAGCUGUUAUCAGCUGCUUCAAUGGGUUUGUGUUGGAUAUCUUCCGAGCUGAGGUGAUCUUUUUCUUGUUCUCUAAAAUUUUGUAG